Prorocentrum cordatum is the source of this 2801-nucleotide messenger RNA. NCBI's taxonomy places the organism in Eukaryota, Dinophyceae, Prorocentrales, Prorocentraceae. The record is from the annotation of a GenBank genome assembly.
GAGGAGCCGCUGCAGCCAGCGGCGAGGACAAGAGCAACGGGGGCAAUAUCCCCGCACCCGUCUUCGAUGGCACGAGCAAGACCAUGAAGGAGCACCGCCGAGAGGUCGCCACCUGGCAGAUCGGCACCGAGGUCAAUCCGCCCAAGCAGGGAGCGACCUUGCUGGCCAGCCUCAAGGGCAAGGCCGAGGAGGCGUGCGAGGAGCUCGACCUGGACGCCAUCAAGGGCGACAAUUCGGUGGAGGUUUUCCUGGAGUACCUCGGGAAGCGCUUUCCCGAGAUCGAAGUGCUCGAGACCCCAGCGCUGCUGGAGACCUUCGUGCGCCCGGCCUGCGCCCGGCACAAGUACGAGGAUAUCCGCGACUACAACAACCGCUUCAAUGGGAUCGCCACCAAGCUGAAGGCCAAGGGCAUCCAGGUGCCCGACGAGGUCUUAGCCGACCUGUACAUCAAGGGGGCCCGCCUGCCCCCAGAGCGCUCGGCGAGCGUGCUCAACGGUGUGGGCAACCAGUUCAACCCCGCCAGGAUCCAGGAGCAGUUGAUGAUCAACUUGCCCAAGGUAUCGGUCGUGGACGGCAACAAGGACAGCCACGACAAAGGAGGCUACGGAGGUCACAAGAACAAGGGCCACAAGCGGGCGUGCGCUACGGGGACCUACGAGGAGGAUCGUAGGGCCGAGUUCGACGGCGCGUCCUCGGACAGCUCCGACAACUACGAGGACGAGCUGCCCGACGAGCUGCAGGACGCGAUCGACGAGGCGGAGGAGCAGGUAGUCUUCUUCACCAAGAAGAUGGUGCGCGCCAAGGACACGCUGAAGGGGGCGAAGCAGGCGCGCGGCUACUUCGCCAAGCGCGACGGCGGCAACCCGCCGAAGAAGGACGAUCCCAAGAUCGCCAAGAUGAAGGCAAGGACACACUGCGGCGCAUGCGGCCAGAAGGGCCAUUGGCGCGGUGACCCGCAGUGCUCGAAGAAGAAUGACCCUAAUGCCAAGGCCGACAUCCCGAAGAAGGGAAGCAACAGGACGAACAUCGCCACGCGCGAGACCAGCGAUGUGCAGGAGCUUCACGUGGCGGAGAUGACGGUCGCGGCGGUCUACCAGCAGGGCCAGCGGGCCGCGGCUCGCAACAGGAAGUACGGCGCGCUGCACAGCAUUGACUGGGCGCAGAUGCGCCAGGACCACCAGUGCCUGAUGGCCGCGACGAGCUCGGCGCUUAUCUAUCUCAGCGUCGAGGACCUGCUGAAGGAGUCGGGGGGCAAGCUGACCUUCGACGCGGCCUGUGCGCGGUGCGUCGGCGGCCUCGACUGGUGCAAUGACAUCAAGAAGAGGCUGGCCGCCUUCAACAUCCAGCCCAUCGAGUACCCCGAGAAGGAGCCGUUCCGGUUCGGAGCGUCGAAGGUGGUGUUCAGCCUCACAGCAGCGCUGAUUCCCUGUUCGGUGAACGGCAAGGCCUUCACCGUCCGCGCGAGCAUUGUGCGCAGCGCCGUGCCAGGACUGUUCAGCCGCAAGGCCCAGAGCGAGCUGGACGCAGUCUACCACGCUGGAGACAACAAGCUGGACAUCAAGUCGAUCGACGAGCACAACAUCCAGAUGGGCCUGGGCCGCGCCGGACACCCGACGCUGGACAUCGCAGGCUUCACGCCGAACUAUAAGCUCGUUUUGGACGUCCCGGAUACCAGGGCCGAGAUUCGUCUUCAUCCUUGCGCUUCUUACCAUGCUGAGGCAGCUGUGGCCAGCGCCGCCAAGCCGGUGGUGCCCGAGGCUCGCCGCCCAGGAGUUGCCUCGGAGGCCGACGAGUCUCAGUCGGAUACUGACUGCAAUGCGCUCGAUAGCGCCGAACUGUUCGAGCAGCAGGUGCGCCAGGAGACGAGCCCGGCGGGCAGCAACCAGAACUUGCCGACGACGAGUACUGCCCGUCUUCCGGCGAUAUCCAGUAUGCGGAUGCCGGAGCUGCAGGCCGAGGUUGCAAGCUACGACUUGGAUGCGCGCGACGCCACGCGCGACCAGCUCCGGGUGAUCUUGCGUGCGCUGAGGGCCGAGGGCCGCGAGAGCGCGCCGCAGGGCGACUACGCCCCGGGGCUCGGCAAGAAGAACAAGGAGGAGCUCCAGCAGCUGUGUCGGGACCGCCAGAUCGAGUUCGACCGGCGCACGCCCGUGCCGGAGCUCAGGCAGCGCCUCAAGGGCUGGAAGGUCGAGGACGCGGUCAGCAGUGCCGCGGCGACGGUGGCUCAUCCGAGCUCACAGAUCACGGGGGCCGACAAGAUGCGCUUCGGCAAGUACCCCACGGCGGACUACCGCUGGGUGCUCAAGAACGACCUGGGCUACGCGCAGUGGGCGGUCCUGGAGCUCAACAACAAUCGGGCAAGCCCCCUCUUGGCGCGGUUUGCCAGGUGGGUCAAGGCGCGCGGAGUGCAGCCCCUCCCCCCGGAGAAGGCCAAGACCACCUUGGAGGCAGCGAUGGCCGAGGAGGUGGUGCUGGACGACGAAUGGGUGGCGCCAGCGGCGACGACCGCGAGGGCCUCAGGACGCCAGGGGAGCUUGGCCGGGCAUCGGCGCCAGCGACCUCCGGAGCCGCACGAGAUGGACACCGGCGACAUGGGCAUCGAGAAGGCGGGCGAAACCGACAAGGAGAUCGCCCGAGCGGCUUCCGGGCGGCGGCCAGGCAUCAAGAAGGGCAAGCGCGUCGGCCUCCUCUACCAGGUCACGGGCUUGCUGAGCGCCUUCGCCUUUCAGGCGGUGCUCACCGCGGACUGGCUGGCUAGACCUCUCAAUCCCGUGGUGCAGCAUGCUACCAGUGCUGCGUGA